This is a messenger RNA of Haemonchus placei, 576 nucleotides long. NCBI's taxonomy places the organism in Eukaryota, Metazoa, Nematoda, Chromadorea, Rhabditida, Trichostrongylidae. The record is from the annotation of a GenBank genome assembly.
AUGCAGCCAAUACAGUAUACUCGUGAUGAUCGUUUCAGGAUCAACGCCGAAUUGUUUGAACUGUCACCAGAUGGCACAAAAUGGUUGAUGGUUGACGGUCGGAUGAUGUACAUCUCAGUCUAUCGUAAUGAGGCGGAUCGUGUUCGGAUAGCUGCAGUUUCGCAGACAGGCAGAACAAUGCUCGACACGGUGCUUGGCAAAGAUAACUUUUCGGUUCGGAAAAAUGAAAUGACAACUCCACCAACUCCGCCAGCGCUGGAUAUUCCCAGUAGUUUUGUGGAGAAUCAAAAAGUGGAGAAGAUCAGCGAUUGUUUUGUGUAUUGGCGGGAUGCAGAUGGACGAACCUUGGGAGUCAAUACAUUAUCAGCCAAAGAUGCCACACUGUUUCUCACUCAUACGGCUCCAUCAACGACUCCGAUUACCACAAUGGUCCAGCAUAAUGUGAUCGCUCAGGUGACCGUAAUCGGAUCAUGGGACGGUGAACGAGUUCAGCAACAGGCCUCAAUCAACCCACUGAGUAUGGUGUUUCAUUUCAAUCAUGGCUUGAUCAAUAUCGAUUUGGUGGGUUCUCUUUAA